Paramuricea clavata is the source of this 1775-nucleotide messenger RNA. The record is from the annotation of a GenBank genome assembly. NCBI's taxonomy places the organism in Eukaryota, Metazoa, Cnidaria, Anthozoa, Malacalcyonacea, Plexauridae.
AUGCCUUUGAUCAAAAGUGGAGCGAAAGCUCUUGGAAACAUUGCCCUGAAAAGUGGGACAGACUUUGUGGGCGAUGUCCUGGCAGGUAGAAACGUGAAAUCAGCAGCAAAAGCACGAUCCAUACAGGCCGCCAACAUUGCAAAAAGAAAAGCUAUCGAUACACUAAGGAGUCAAACGGGGAGCGGAAAACGGAAGCGCUUAAGAAGUGUAAAGCGUUCAAGAAGUGCAAAGCGAACAGCUAAAAAGAGAAAGACAUCUACAGUCAGCCGCAGUCAGAGCAAGAAACGGAAAACAGUUAAAAAGAGAAAGGCAUCGGCAUCUGCAGCCAGACGCAGACAGACCAAGAGACGGAAAACAGCUGCGGACAUAUUUGGUUAAAAUCAUGAAUCUCGUACAUUCCAAAUCGCAAGAAUGCACAAAAAGCGAACUCGAUCUAUUCUCUGUGCCCCCAACACAAAUCAGUUUAGAAAAAGGACACUGGGUAGAUCAUCAACCCGUUUCCAGUGUAGCCGAUGGUGGUGUCGUUACGUUCCUGUCUCCGGGCACUGAAGAUUAUGUGGACCUUGCUAGAACGAUUCUUGUGGUGAGAGCGAAAGUGACAAAACCCGAUGGCACGAAUCUCGGAGCAGCCGAAAAGGUAUGGUGUUUUUCAUAUUGAAUACACCGUUUUCAAAUAUUAAUUUCCUUCUAAUCCGUUUAAGGUUGGAGUGGUGAACAAUUUCCUCCACAGCCUGUUCAAACAGGUGGAUGUCUUUUUGAAAGGGAAACAGGUCACUCAGGCUACCGGAACCUAUGCGUACCGUGCUUACUUGGAAACCCUUCUGAACUACGGUCCCUCUGCAAAAGAUUCACAGCUCACAGCUGCGUUGUAUUACAAAGACACUGCAGGAAAAAUGGAUGUCGCGGAUCCUACGGUGGCAGGUGGUAAUGGCAACGCUGGUCUCAGAGCAAGAUACGUUUUCAGCAAAGCAAGUGGAACUGUUGAAAUGACUGGCCCCAUAUUCAGCGACAUAUUCAUGUCCGAACGUCUCCUGUUGAGCUACGUGGAUCUAAAAGUUAUUUUAAAUCGAAGCAGCGACGAGUUCUGUUUGAUGGCCUCCGAAGACGAUGCCGAUUUCCGCGUGAAACUUACUGAUGCUUAUCUCAAGAUACGUAAAGUGAAAAUCAAUCCUAGCAUUUCCGUGGCUCAUGAAAUAGCUCUGAAAAAGGGACCUGCUAUCUAUCCUAUCCGUCGCGUCGAAUGCAAGAGCUUCAUCGUUCCCGCUGGAAAUCCCUCCCUAAGGAAGGAUAACCUUUUCAAUGGACUGGUGCCAAAAACAGUUGUCUUUGGUAUGGUCGAAAGCGACGCGUUCAAUGGUGCAUUAAAAAAGAAUCCGUACAACUUCCAACAUUUCAGCGUGUCCUCCAUUGGAAUAACCGUCAACGGAGAAGAAAUGCCAUUUAAACCCUUGCAGCUGUCCUAUGGCGCAGCACCUAAAUACAUCGAAGCAUUUACCACACUGUUCUCUGGUACGGGAAAAAUGUAUCACAACACAGGAAACGAUAUAUCCCGAGAGGAAUUUCCAGAAGGUUACGCCGUGUACGCCUUUGAUUUAACACCGGACAUGUGUGGAGCCUCUCCUCAUUUUAACGCUGUGCAGAAAGGGAAUUUGGCCAUUGAUAUCCAGUUUUCCGCAGCGCCUGCAAAUGCUGCGAGUCUCGUAUGCUACGGAGAGUUUGAGAAUACUGUGCACAUUGAUUCCGAAAGAAACGUUGUCUACGAUUAUUCUGGAUGA